UAGCUACAUACACCUUCUUGCAAUCUCCAUUAACUUUGCUCGCAACGAAAGAUCACGGAUGAAAGAGCCACUAUUCUAGGCAUAAAUCCUUUCAAGAGUAUAUUCUUUACUAUCUUCUGCCGUCGUUACCGCCAUACAUUUGCAAAUGGCUUUCAUUCUCCGUCGAUCGAGCUUUCUUCUGGCCGACAUUGCAAGUAAAUCUUCUCCGAAGGUACUUGCAAGUGGAUGCCAGAAGCGCCACCUGAACGUACAAGAGCACGUAUCUUACUCCUUCCUAAAUGAAGCGGGAAUUCCAACGCCCAAGUUUGGAGUAGCAACGUCCGGGGCAGAAGCUAAAAAAAUUGCUACGGACCUUAAUACAAAGAACCUGGUCUUAAAAGCCCAAGUGCUAGCUGGCGGGCGCGGAAAAGGAAGCUUUAAGAAUGGGUUGAAGGGUGGUGUCCGGGUGGUGUUUUCACCCCAGGAGGCAGAAGAUAUUUCGGGCAAAAUGAUCAACCAGCUUCUCGUCACUAAACAAACGGGAGCAGCGGGACGUAUUUGCAAUUCUGUCAUGGUGGCGGAACGAAAGUUUCCUCGCCGAGAAUUCUACUUUGCCGUUAUGAUGGAGCGUGCUUUCAAUGGACCUGUUCUAAUCGCAUCGUCUCAAGGAGGUGUCAACAUUGAAGAAGUGGCUGCUGAAAACCCAGAUGCAAUUGUAUACGAACCUAUUGACAUUAACAAAGGUCUGCAGAAGGAGCAAGCAGUUCAGGUCGCCAAAAAGGUGGGACUCAAUGACAAAGUGGAGGAGACCGCUAAAAUGUUGCUCAAUAUGUACGAUUUGUUUGUCAAGAAGGAUGCAUUGCUGAUUGAGAUUAAUCCGUAUGCGGAAGAUGCCGCUGAAACGUAUUUUGCCCUUGAUGCCAAAAUGCGUUUUGACGACAAUGCUGAAUUCCGUCAGAAGGAUCUAUUUGCCAAGCGGGAUCUGUCACAGGAGGACAAAAAAGAGGUUGAAGCAUCCAAGUUCGACCUUAACUACAUCGCGCUCGAUGGUUCAAUUGGAUGUCUUGUGAACGGUGCCGGUCUCGCAAUGGCCACGAUGGAUAUCAUCAAGCUGCACGGUGGCGAUCCAGCCAACUUCCUGGACGUUGGCGGUGGCGCGAGUGUAAAGGCAGUAAAGGAAGCAUUCAAAAUCAUCACUUCUGACCCGAAGGUGCACGCGAUCUUAGUUAACAUUUUCGGCGGCAUCAUGCGCUGUGACGUCAUCGCGGAAGGUAUCAUCCAAGCUACGAAGGAGCUCAACAUCAAAAUGCCCAUCAUUGUGCGGCUGCAAGGCACUAACGUGAAUGAGGCAAAGGAACUCAUCAAGAAAUCGAAACUGCGCAUCCUUCCAAAGGACGAUCUGGAUGAAGCAGCUAUGCUGUCCGUCCACCUGGCCCAAAUUGUACAUCUGGCUCGCGAGGCUCAUCUCGACGUAAGUUUUGAGCUGCCCGAUAGCUAUGUUGUCUAAACUGUAAUGGACCAUACAAAGGAUGCCACAUUUUGUAUUGUGUCCCGCACUAAACCCACUGGAAAGUUGUGCGUCGUUAUGAUAUGAUAAUGAAAUACGUGUACCAUCUCUGCGACCAGUGUGGUGUAUUUAUUACUAUCCCCUAAAGCGCCUCCAUUAAUGACGAAACUUAUGAUCGAUAUAUGCACUCUAAACACAAAUCAAGCGCACUCGAUGUUGGACUGGAACCAUUCUAAUGCUAAGUGAUUGCAUAAUUGUGCAUAGCUGUUACCAUCAAUAAAAUUGACCGCACAGAUGAGCGCGCCACUA
Messenger RNA from Anopheles coluzzii, 1795 nucleotides. It is a transcript of the gene ScsbetaA, whose product is annotated as succinate--CoA ligase [ADP-forming] subunit beta, mitochondrial. The record is from RefSeq and is a predicted model, not a curated record. NCBI's taxonomy places the organism in Eukaryota, Metazoa, Arthropoda, Insecta, Diptera, Culicidae. Gene Ontology annotation, molecular function: succinate-CoA ligase (ADP-forming) activity; metal ion binding; ATP binding. Gene Ontology annotation, cellular component: succinate-CoA ligase complex; mitochondrion. Gene Ontology annotation, biological process: succinyl-CoA metabolic process; tricarboxylic acid cycle. The transcript has 7 exons. Bases 146 to 1486 code for a protein of 446 amino acids.